Molecule: messenger RNA, 1062 nt
Organism: Galeopterus variegatus (Sunda flying lemur)
Lineage: Eukaryota; Metazoa; Chordata; Mammalia; Dermoptera; Cynocephalidae
Gene: LMX1B
Product: LIM homeobox transcription factor 1, beta
Exons: 8
Coding region: 1-1062 (353 amino acids)
Biological process (GO): neuron differentiation; regulation of transcription by RNA polymerase II
Cellular component (GO): nucleus
Molecular function (GO): DNA-binding transcription factor activity, RNA polymerase II-specific; RNA polymerase II transcription regulatory region sequence-specific DNA binding
Source: RefSeq, a predicted model, not a curated record
AUGGACUCGGAGACUGUGACAGGCCUGGGGUCCAGCCCUACCAAGGGGCUCUUGACGGCAGCUCAGGAACUGGGCAGCCUGAUGCCCAAGAAGAUCUCCUUUCUGGGAGCCGCCCAAGGUGUGCUGACCCUGGCCUGGGACCCUGGCCCUGCGUGUUUGCAGAGACAUGGCCAGUACCUGUCAGCUUAUGGGCCACAAAGGCUCUUCGCGGCCAAGUGCAGCGGCUGCAUGGAGAAGAUCGCCCCCACCGAGUUUGUGAUGCGGGCUCUGGAAUGUGUGUACCACCUGGGCUGCUUCUGCUGCUGCGUGUGUGAGCGGCAGCUGCGCAAGGGCGACGAGUUUGUGCUGAAGGAGGGCCAGCUGCUAUGCAAGGGCGACUACGAGAAGGAGAAGGACCUGCUCAGCUCCGUGAGCCCCGACGAGUCUGACUCUGUGAAGAGCGAGGACGAGGAUGGGGACAUGAAGCCAGCCAAGGGGCAGGGCAGCCAGAGCAAAGGCAGCGGGGAUGACGGGAAGGACCCACGGAGGCCCAAGCGACCCCGGACCAUCCUGACCACGCAGCAGCGAAGAGCAUUCAAGGCCUCCUUCGAGGUCUCCUCCAAGCCCUGCCGGAAGGUCCGAGAGACGCUGGCGGCUGAGACGGGCCUCAGCGUGCGCGUGGUCCAGGUCUGGUUUCAGAACCAAAGAGCAAAGAUGAAGAAGCUGGCGCGGCGGCACCAGCAGCAGCAGGAGCAGCAGAACUCCCAGCGGCUGGGCCAAGAGGUCCUGUCAAGCCGCAUGGAGGGCAUGAUGGCCUCCUACACGCCGCUGGCCCCGCCGCAGCAGCAGAUCGUGGCCAUGGAGCAGAGUCCCUAUGGCAGCAGCGACCCCUUCCAGCAGGGCCUCACGCCGCCCCAAAUGCCAGGGAACGACUCCAUCUUCCACGACAUCGACAGCGAUACCUCCCUCACCAGCCUCAGCGACUGCUUCCUGGGCUCCUCGGAAGUGGGCUCCCUGCAGGCCCGUGUGGGGAACCCCAUCGACCGACUCUACUCCAUGCAGAGUUCCUACUUCGCCUCCUGA